This is a messenger RNA of Marmota flaviventris (yellow-bellied marmot), 1665 nucleotides long. It is a transcript of the gene Zfyve19, whose product is annotated as zinc finger FYVE-type containing 19. The record is from RefSeq and is a predicted model, not a curated record. Gene Ontology annotation, biological process: mitotic cytokinesis checkpoint signaling; abscission. Gene Ontology annotation, cellular component: cleavage furrow; centrosome; midbody. Gene Ontology annotation, molecular function: phosphatidylinositol-3-phosphate binding; metal ion binding. NCBI's taxonomy places the organism in Eukaryota, Metazoa, Chordata, Mammalia, Rodentia, Sciuridae.
GGAUCGCGCAAGUGGGCGUGUAGGGCAGGACGUGGGUGGGUGAACUUCCUAGGGGCUUGGUCCUGAAAGGUUUGACUUCAAUCCUCCGUUUUCUGCACCGCCGGGAGCCGCGAUGGAGAGUAGGUGCUAUGGUUGUGCUGUCAAGUUCACCCUCUUCAAGAAGGAGUAUGGCUGUAAGAAUUGUGGCCGGGCCUUCUGUUCCGGCUGCCUCAGCUUCAGUGCAGUGGUACCUCGGACUGGUAACACCCAACAGAAAGUCUGCAAGCAGUGCCACGAGGUCCUGACCAGAGGUUCUCCUGCCAAUGUCUCCAAGUGGUCACCACCCCAGAACUAUAAAAAACGUGUGGCAGCCUUGGAAACCAAGCAAAAGCCCAGCACCUCCAGGAGCCAGGCACUGACCCAACAAGACCAAGUCAUUGCUGAGCGCCUAGCACGACUCCGUCAGGAGAACAAGCCAAAGUCAAUACCCUCACAGGCAGAGAUAGAGGCACGGCUGGCUGCACUGAAGGAUGAAACCCAGGGUUCUAUCCCUUCUGUCCAGGAGAUGGAGACUCGGCUUGCUGCCCUUCAGGGCAGGGUUCUGCCUUCUCACACCCAUAGGCUGGAACAUCUGACAGCAGACACCAGGACACAGGAUCAGCAGACACAAGAUCUGCUAACACAGCUGGCAGCUGAGGUGGCUAUUGAUGAGAGCUGGGAACAAGAAGGUCCAGCUGCCUCUCUCCAGAAUGACCUCAACCAGGGUGGCACAGGAAGCCAGCACACUAAUUCCCAGGGGCAGGCCAGUUGGUCCCUGGAGAAGGAGAAGACCAGGCUGCUGGCUGAGGCAGCAGUUGAGCUACGGGAGGAGAAUACAAGGCAGGAACGGAUCCUGGCCCUUGCCAAGCGACUGGCUGUGCUGCGGGGACAGGACCCUGACAAAGUGACCCUUCAGGACCUCCGCCUCCCAGACAGUGAUGAUGAGGAGGAUGAGGAGACAGCCAUCCAGAGAGUCAUGCAGCAGCUCACUGAAGAAGCUGCCUUGGAUGAGGCAAGUGGCUUUAACAUCCCUGUGGAGCCAGCUUCCAGACCCCAGGCCCCACCCUGCAGAACAGAGCCUAAGGCCCAAGUCAUGGCUCCCAGGCCAGAGGCUAAGGAAGAAGAACUUCCCUGGUGCUGCAUCUGCAAUGAGGAUGCCACCCUGCGAUGUGCUGGCUGUGAUGGAGACCUCUACUGUGCUCGGUGCUUCCGGGAGGGCCAUGAUGCCUUUGAGCUUAAAGAACACCAGACAUCAGCCUACCAUCCCCAAUAUACUGGCGGACAGUACUGAGGAAACCCCGACCCUCCUGGAAAGGUGGUCCUAUAGACAUCCUGCAGGCUGGCAGUGAUGCCCUGAGGGCAUCAAUGAGACAGCAGAUCAAGUCUACUGAUGAUGGAUACACCCCUUCCUGAGCCUCAGUGUCCCCUGGAAAGAGGAAAGAUUCCAUUUGAAACAAUGAGUGGAAAAGCCAAAGGGAAAAAGUAGGGUCCCUCCUCCAAGAAGCCUGGACUAGAAGUAAGAGGCAUGAUGUUCUAGAAAGACCAAACUGAAUCUAAGGGUGAGUCCUGUAGCCUGGCUCCAGGGCCCGUUCCCCUACCUGGCACAUAGUAGAUCUAAUAAAGUAUAUGUAUUCAUUGGGCUCAGCA